This is a messenger RNA of Carlito syrichta (Philippine tarsier), 3368 nucleotides long. RefSeq names its product spindle and centriole associated protein 1 (gene SPICE1). The transcript has 18 exons. NCBI's taxonomy places the organism in Eukaryota, Metazoa, Chordata, Mammalia, Primates, Tarsiidae. The record is from RefSeq and is a predicted model, not a curated record. Gene Ontology annotation, cellular component: centrosome; spindle; centriole. Gene Ontology annotation, biological process: mitotic spindle assembly; regulation of centriole replication; metaphase chromosome alignment. The coding region runs from base 121 to 2685 and encodes 854 amino acids.
AGAUAAUGGAGCGGAGUCCUGCAUCCUGCAGUCCCACCGAGCCUUAGGGACCAGGCUACAUACAGCGGGGAGCACGGUGGUGGCGCCUCUCUUUCUGCUCCCGGGGACCUCGUCGCCUAGAUGUCACUUGUCAGAGUAAACCGCUGCUUUCCCCGAGGAAGCGGAAGAAAAACACUGAAAGUAAAGAAGAAGAAAACUUCAGUGAAGCAAGAAUGGGAUAGUACUGUGAAUGAUCUAACUGUUCAUCGGGCAACUCCUGAAGAUCUGGUGCGUCGUCAUGAAAUACACAAAUCAAAGAAUAGAGCAUUAGCACACUGGGAACUCCAAGAAAAAGCUUUGAGGAGAAAAUGGAGGAAGCAGAAACCAGAAAUUUCAAAUCUUGAGAAAACAAAAUUGUCUAUCAUGAAGGAGAUUCUUUCUGAUCAAUACCAGAUGCAAGAUGUAUUGGAGAAAUCUGAUCAUUUGAUGGCUGUGGCAAAAAAUCUGUUUCCUCAUAGGCGUACAGGGUUUCCAAAUAUAACACUGGCUCCUGAUUCCUCUCAGGGUCCCAUCGUGGUAAAUCAAGACCCUGUCACCCAGUCUGUCCUUAAUGAAUCUGUCACAGAACCUCAGGCUCUUAAUGAAGUAGAUGAUGAAGAAGGAACUGUUGAUAGCCAGUCAGAAGAAAGCGAGAAUGAGUUAGAUAACUCUCUAAACUCUCAGUCUAACACGAAUACAGACAGAUUUCUCCACCAACUAAAGGAAGAGAAUUCCGAGUUAAUUAGUAAACUGUGGACUGAUAUUCAGCAAAAAAUAGCAGCAGAGUCACAAAUAACGCUUCCAGGAUCUCCAUCAUCUGCUCUUUCAUCAGAGGAACAUAGAGCUGCUCUGAAUGCAACUGGUGCUGUCAAGAGACUCCAAACCAGGAUUCAGCCUGAAGAAUCUACUGAGACUCAAGACUCCAGCUGUGUUGUGGGACAAGUGCUGAACUCAAGGAAGCAAAAACAGCUGUUAAAUAAAGUGAAACGAAAACCGGAUUUGCGUGCUCCUUCCAAGCAGAAGAAAACUGUGUUAUCAAGUAGCACAACCUCUGCAGAUUUACCAGGUAGCAAGAAUUCCAACCUGGAUGUCCUCAAACUCAUGAUACAUGAAGUGGAACACGAAAUAGGAGAAUAUGAGCAAUGGACAGGACGUGAGGUCAAGGGACUGCAGAACACUCAGGGUCUUACUGGCUUCACUUUGUCACUGGUGAGCUCCCUCUGUCGCCUGGUUCGGUACCUUAAAGAGAGCGAGCUCCAGCUACGUAAAGAAGUAGAGACAAGGCAGCGACUGGAACAAGUAUUGGUUGAUCAUCGAGAGCUCAUUGAUGCUCUGACAGCUGAAAUUCUUCAUCUUCGAGAAGAAAAUACUACUACACAGGCAAGACUUCAGCAGUACAUGGUCACAACAGAUGAGCAACUUAUAUCACUCACACAUGCCAUUAAGAACUGUCCUGUGAUAAAUAACAGACAAGAAAGUCAGGCAUCAGAAAGGGGAGCCACAGCUGGAAGAACUAUGGACAGUACAGAGUGUCCAGCUGUAAAUGCUAAUGUCUCCAUACCACUGAUGUUCAGAGGGGAAGAAGUGGUUGAAUUCCCACAGGAAGAGUUACCUGUUAAACUAUCUCAGGUGCCAAAUCCUCCAGAGAGUGUGAAUCUGGCCAACAAUUUUCCAGCACAUAUUUAUGAGCCAGCUGUGUUGUUAACACCACCCAGGCAGAAGAGCAGCUCAGAAUUCUCUCCUCUACAGGAUGUAUUGAGGAGGACUGUUCAAACUCGUCCUGCUCCACGAAUUCCUCCUACUGUGGAAAUAAUUGAGAAGGAACAAAAUUGGGAAAAGAAGACAUUACCCAUUGAUGCAGACAUUCAGAAUUCAAGUGAAGAGAGUCGUCUCUUCACUCAGAGGUGGAGAGUCUCUCACAUGGGAGAAGAUAUGGAGAACAAAACUCAGGCUUCUUUCACUAACCUCUCACAGCCCCUCUGUAAUUCCCAUUCCAACAUGCAGCAAUUGAGAAACCCUGGGUUCUCAGAAGAGCCCCUGGUACUGGGAGAUGGGCAACAACUUAGAACAAAUGAGGCGUUACUACAAAGAAAGGACAUUAUGGCACGGAUUGCUGAGUUGACACUGCAGAAUUCCACUAUCAAGGCACAUCUGAAUAACAUUAUUGGGCCUGGGGGAGAGCAAGGAGAUGGAGUCCUGGAGUCGAACAAACAGGAAUGUGCCAGCGACAUGACUGCUACUUUUCCAGUAGCACACUCUCUAGCACCAAGUAGUAUGGAGGAACGGAUUGCAGAAUUGAAUCGACAGAGUAUGGAGGCUCGUGGAAAACUACUGCAGUUGAUAGAGCAGCAGAAACUUGUUGGUUUGAAUCUUUCUCCUCCACCAGUGUCACCUGUUCUGUCACCUCUCAGAGCAUGGACUGAAGGAGGAAAGAGGACAAUUGAAGUAUCUAUUCCAGGAGCUGAAGACCCAGAAAGCUCAAAAUGCAGUACUGUCUCUCCUGUCAGUGGAACGAAUACAAGAAGAUCUUCAGGCGCUACUAGUAAUUCUUGUUCUCCAUUAAAUGCCACCUCAGGGAGUGGAAGACUCACACCUCUUAAUCCAAGACCAAAGAUUGAGAGACACAAUGAAGAAGGCUGGUUUGCCCUUUCUACCCAUGUGUCCUAAGUGAAGUCAAGUUUUAUGGAAUUGGUUCUUAAUCAUUUAUUCUCCACCUUCCACUCUCCCAUCCUGCUCUUCCUUUCAAGUUUUUACAUCCUUCAUUCAGCUAAAACCCACAAAGAUCCUGUGAGUUAGUACUAAUGGAACAAAGAAAAAGCAAUUAUUUUAAUUUUUAACCUUUUAAAAUAAGUUUUCGACAACCAGCCAAUCUAUAACUCUUUGUGAAUAAAAUUUUGACUGUAGGGAAAUUAAAGUUUUAUAUUCUAAUAAUUUCUUAAGUAUUUUAAGGUCUUUGUGAGUAAUACAUUUUUACCUUUAUCAUCUUUAUUCAGGGUUUUUUUUUUUUUUUGGUCUAGUAUAUCUUAAAUGUUGAUCCAUCUCUUUUUUUUUUCCUGAAAAAUUAAUCUACUUUGCGUAUAACUUCCAAUAAAAUGCCUUUGUGUGAUCCAGGUCUGUCUUUCAGAAAAAUGUAACACCCACUUUUGGUUUCUUUAUUUGAUGGAAGUCACUGUUGCCCAUCACCUUUUCCAUCAAGUAGGAUGGUCUGCCUUGAUAGGCCCAGGAGUGUUUGUUUAUAGUUGCUUAAGCAGGUGAGAGUGCUUGUAUGUAUUUAAAAUUUUAAUGUAAUUUUUAAAUGUUAAAGUACCAUCAAUAAUGUUCAUGUACAUCAAAUAAAUAAUGAUCAUAGA